Molecule: messenger RNA, 1149 nt
Organism: Penicillium bovifimosum
Lineage: Eukaryota; Fungi; Ascomycota; Eurotiomycetes; Eurotiales; Aspergillaceae
Exons: 1
Coding region: 1-1149 (382 amino acids)
Cellular component (GO): membrane
Molecular function (GO): glycosyltransferase activity
Source: RefSeq, a predicted model, not a curated record
AUGGUGAUCCUGAAAACCGGCGCUACCGAAUCACUGGAAAAAGUCCCCAUCCACCUCCGCACGACCCUCCAAUGCGUCCCGCACUUUGCCAUCUUCUCCGACUAUGAAGAGACAAUUGAAGGCGUGCGCACCUACGAUGUCCUCCAGAACGUCAGCGAUACCACGAUGCAAAAUGAGCCAGAGUUCGGCAUCUACCGGCGUCUCCAAGAAGUCGGGCGCGAAGGCCUGACAGAGGCAGAAUGGGGCGACGACACCAACGGACCGCUUGGCAAGACCAACAACCCCGGCUGGAAAUUGGAUAAAUGGAAGUUCCUCCCAAUGAUAGACCAAGCACUCGAAGUGAUGCCAGACGCCAAGUGGUACGUCUUCUUGGAAGCCGAUACGUAUAUGAUUUGGAAGAACCUGGUUAGCUGGCUUGCGCAUUUGGACCCGGAGCGGCAAUACUACCUGGGCAGCCCCAUGCAAAUCGGCGAAACCCUGUUCGGUUACGGCGGAGCGGGAAUCGUGCUCUCGCAUUGGACGAUGCGUCUGCUCUCCGAGUACCGCUCACGGGCACAAGAAGACCUCGAGGUGAUGACGGCACAGGAAUGGGCAGGUGAUUGUGCGCUUGCACGAGCGCUGCGCGAUGUGCGCGUCGACCUAACCUGGGCGUGGCCGAUGAUGAUGACAUCUCGGCCUCGGGAAAUCGACCAUUUCUCCGAGGGGUACGGCCGACAGCCGUGGUGCUACCCGGUUGUCUCGUACCAUCACAUGGCUCCGCAUGACAUUGAGGAGAUGUGGGAGUUUGACCGGUCAUUCUUUGGCAGUGGCAAGAACGCGCUCAUGUUGCAUGCCGAUGUGUACCAGAGACUUGUCCACGAUGUGUCAACUCCUGCACGCGAUGAUUGGGACAAUCUCGCGAAUGUCCAGAUUGACUUCGCGGCUGGUACGAUUCCCACAGUGGAAAACUGUGCAGAGGUCUGCGCCCGCAACGAGGAGUGUUUACAGUAUUCGUUCAACCAUCAUGACCGCAUCUGCAAACACGCCUCUACCACCUUUGCUGGUGUUGCGAGUAACGGCACGCAGUCUGGCUGGAUUACCCAUCGGGUGAACAAGCUUCUGAGGGCAUUCCAGUCUUCAUGCGAUGCAGUGCAGUAUAUCUCUGCUUGA